Messenger RNA from Cannabis sativa, 928 nucleotides. Its product is annotated as HVA22-like protein e. NCBI's taxonomy places the organism in Eukaryota, Viridiplantae, Streptophyta, Magnoliopsida, Rosales, Cannabaceae. Bases 293 to 706 code for a protein of 137 amino acids. The transcript has 5 exons. The record is from RefSeq and is a predicted model, not a curated record.
GGCACAUGCCACGUGUCAGGUGUCGUUUUAUAUCAUCAUCAAAGAUGUGUUGGUUCCAUAAUAAAGUUUCAAGCUUUGUCGUCUCUGUCCAACGUGUCAUGCUCUCAACCCUCAAAAAUAUCUUGCUCACAUUAAUUAACUUCUACCGACAUCAAACUUAAUUUAUAUCUUCACUCCCCCACUCCUUUUCUCUUACACUCUUUUCUCACUCCCAAUAAAGUCACUGAAAAAAAAAAGAAGAGAAGGGAAUAAAAACUAUAGGAAAACUCACUAAGAAGAAGAAGAAGAAGAAAUGGGAGAAGCAUUGUAUACCAUUAUUUCUCAAGUUCGUACAGUUGCUGGGCCUUGUUUGACAUUGCUUUAUCCCUUGUAUGCAUCUAUUGAAGCAAUGGAGAGCAUAACAAAACAUGAUAAUGAACAAUGGCUUGCUUAUUGGAUUAUAUACUCAUUCCUUGCUCUUAUUGAAAUCAUCAUCCAACCAGCUCUAGAGACGAUGUCUAUUUGGUAUGAUGCUAAGCUGGUAUUUGUGGGUUGGUUGGUUCUUCCCCAAUUCAAAGGAGCUGCUGUGUUGUACAAGAAAUUUGUGAGAGAACAAAUCAAAAAGUAUAAUAGCAAACAUGGUGGCCGUAACUUAUUCCAAGGAAGGAGCAAGUUUAUGGAUUUCAUGCACCACAAGAAAGAAGAGGUGCAGGAUUAUUAUGAUUAAAAAAGAAGGCAAAACUAAAUGCAUGGCUUGGAUUAAUAUUCCACUACUCUUGUUUUUAGGUCUAUGUUAUAACUAUUAUUGUUGGUUAUGUUAAUUAAAUGAUCUAUCUUUAACUUUGUGCAACUUACUCAAUAUUGUAAGGCUUUUGUGACCCUUAAUCCUCCUAAAAUAUUGUAAUGUUACAAAUAUUAGUCUUGUUUUGAUGUAAGAAAUCUUGUGAGA